Messenger RNA from Suillus subalutaceus, 1011 nucleotides. RefSeq lists its product as uncharacterized. Bases 1 to 1011 code for a protein of 336 amino acids. Lineage: Eukaryota; Fungi; Basidiomycota; Agaricomycetes; Boletales; Suillaceae. The transcript has 2 exons. The record is from RefSeq and is a predicted model, not a curated record.
AUGGCACCCAGAAUUAACGCACGGGAUAGGGAAGCUCUCAGGGUUCUGCCUCGGUUGAUGCAGCGUAAAGUUGAUGGGGCAUUGCGUGGCUCAGUCGAAGAUCUCCGAGACGUUGUUGGUAGUCUCAAUCAACUCAAGGAUGUCACGCCACUUUUGCUUCCCGUCUUUCACGCACAACUGGAGGCAUACCCUGUUCCGGACAGAAUUAGUCCUGAUGUUGUACCAGUAAUCAUGCUCGCCAAAUGGUCCAUGGGUGGCAUUGUGCAAAUCUGUCAUAACCUCGGUAACAAUAUCAGUCUCGGAGAACGCAUUGUCCAUGACGCCAUUGCUUCAAAGUGGCAUAUGCUCUUCCCAUGGAUGCAGUUCUUCAGCAACAACUUCCUCCCACCUUCACAAAGACCUGCCGCCCUCCCACAUGGCCUGUCUGUUAGCACUUACGAGGCCCUUAGGAUUACCAUACAUCCACUGUCAACCUUGUGUCAAUUCACAGCAACUGGCAGGCAGUUGAUGAGGAUGAACCCCACUGUUCAAGCAUUUUUCUUCCGGGCUUGGGUCAUCGUCGAUGGGCUGAAGAGUGAUGACGUCGCUGAUCCUCUUCGAGAAGGUGACAAAAAUCUCAGUGCACUGAUACGGGCGAAUAUGUGCUCGCUCAGCGUUAUCUGCAUGGAAGACACCCCGGCGUCUCUACCAGUAUCCAUUAUCGCAUCUGCUGCUGGCGGAACCUUCCCCAUGGCCUCAUUAGCCCUCCGAUAUAUUCGUCGUAUGACUAAAGAGGUGGCUAAUAUGCCAGAACCUCGGUUACGAGCAAGAGAAAAUGUCGACUUCUCGUCCAUGACAGUAUGUGCUACUGGCUUGGCUCAAGCCAUCCUCUUCAUGCAAUCCUUGGGCGACAGAGAGGGUGGUUGUCAGGAAUUGCUCCUCCAAAUCGGCUCAAUUCGUACUGUCCUAAGUGCUGUUACGACACUCUGGGAACGGCUCCUAACCCCUGCUUGGAAUAGUUCGGAUAACUGA